Molecule: messenger RNA, 3708 nt
Organism: Eleginops maclovinus (Patagonian blennie)
Lineage: Eukaryota; Metazoa; Chordata; Actinopteri; Perciformes; Eleginopidae
Exons: 10
Coding region: 383-1378 (331 amino acids)
Biological process (GO): protein import into mitochondrial matrix
Cellular component (GO): mitochondrial outer membrane translocase complex; mitochondrial outer membrane
Molecular function (GO): transmembrane protein transporter activity
Source: RefSeq, a predicted model, not a curated record
UACAGUGGUCCGACAAGAAACAACAUUUAGGGAACGUUUGCUUGAAUCCCCAAACUCCAUAAUAACAAAACGUAUUUUUUUAAAUAUGAAAAGACCGGUAUAGUUGUUGUUUAUACAAUUGUAAUAGAGCUUCCAGUCUUUAAAUAUAAAUGGGAACGCAUACUUUCUUUCCAAAGAAAACGACGUGUUUUCAGAGGGACUCAUUUGCAGGUUGGCGCAUCACAUCUGGAGGAGGGAGCUACUUGCUGCAUCAGAUGUUCCCACUAUGAAUUAUAUUUCAUAAUAUAUCAUCAAAACACCUGACGGGUUCCGAUGUGCACUUCUCAGUUGCGUGUCGGAUUUUAACGUCUCUCGAUAUCAACGGAAGAAGUUUUGCACCCACAUGGGCAGUGUGCUGGCUUUGUCUUCUGGUCCGGGCCAUCAGAACUGGCCUUUCUCCACGGACCGCCCUCCUUCUCGCUGGGACGCUCAUCCUGCUCACUGGGACAGUCCUCCACGCUGGGAGAGGAGAGAUGGACGCCUACCCAACCCGGGCAGCUUUCAUUCUCUCCAUAGAAGCUGCAAAGAUGUAUUCCCUCAACAGAUUGAGGGAGUCAAGAUGAUCAUCAAUAAAACUCUGAGCAGCUUCUUUAAGAUUAGUCAUGCUCUUCACCUCAGUGCUGUUAGUCCUUCCUACUAUCGAUUCCACGUGGAGCAUCUUCAGUCUGAUGAUUACAGCAAGGACAAGGAUGCCCCGGCAUUGAUUGGAGAGAUGGACUCUUCUGGCAGUCUGAACGCUCACGCUCUGCUGCACCUCACAGAGCGUGUACGAGCCAGAACAGUGUUCCAGACCCAGCAGUCCCAGUUUGUAACGUGGCAGUUUGAAACUGAAUACAGAGGGAACGACUUCACUGCUGCUGUGACAGUAGCCAAUCCGGACGUCCUCAGAGAGUCAGUUAUCCUUGUGGCACACUUCCUGCAGAGUGUGACUUCUGGGCUGGUUUUAGGAGGGGAGCUGGUUUACCAUCGGGGUCGAGCAGAGGAAGGAGGAAUUCUUACUUUAGCUGGACAGUACUCAAGACCAAACUGGACGGCAACGCUAAAUGCUGGGAAGGGAGGUGCCCAUGCUAGUUACUAUCACAGAGCCAACAAACAGAUCCAAGUCGGGGUGGAGUUUGAAGCCAGUACCAGGACGCAGGAGACCACAACCUCAUUUGGAUACCAGAUGGAGCUCCCAGAGGCCAACAUGGUGUUUCGAGGUAUGAUAAACAGUCGGUGCAUAAUUGGAGGCGUGCUGGAGAAGCGCCUGACCCCGCUACCUGCCACCCUGAUUAUGGGUGCAUUUGUAAAUCACAGAGGAGACAAGUUACAAGUGGGCCUGGGCGUCAACGUGGGUUAAUCUUCUCCUAAUGCCUGCUGGAGCCAAGCUCGCUGUCAGGAUAUCCAUCCAGAGACAUGCUUCAGAGGGUUUUUUAUGAACGGAUAUUUUAAGUUAGAACACUUGAACUACCUUGAGUAUGGUGGAUUGUCUGGGUGUUGAAACUUGCCAGCUACCUCAAGGGAGGUGAUGUUUCUGAAAAAUUGAUUUUGAGGGUGUCAACAACUGUGACUUGGGAUGUGUAACUCCCCCCAUGAAACCAAGCUGCACAUCACCUUCUGGACAUGAACACAGAAAGGAUGAUAGGCAUACUGUACUGCAAACUGCAAAUGUUUUAUAUUGUAAGUAGUCUUCAAGAAAUGUAAUGUAAGUAUAUAGAUUAUAAUUAAAGAUAAAUGUGUUUUUAUGUUAAGCACACACACUAUAAUUCUUGUAUACCUCACAUUUUAGCUGACCAUUUUUUAAAAAAUUCAGUCCUACUACAGGAAACAUGUCUAGGGUACUUAAAACAAUUUCCCAAUCUCCAUGACUUAAUAAAUCAUGUUUCUUUAUUCUUUAACCCUAACCCUUAUUCACCUUAAACCAAAGUGGUCAGCUGAAAUGUAAAAUAGGUACAAUUGUGCUAAAAUGCCAGUGUGUUCCUUAAAACUGUGUGUAUGGGUAAAAUAUUGUGUGUUUGAUUGUGUUAAAAAAAGUUGCAGCAUAUGAAACUGUGUGAGGUGCCACACAUAAACAAACAGCCUGUUGACUGUAGGAUAAGAGUUCCGGUGGUGGCUAAGUCCAUAGGGAUUUGGCUUGGGAACCGGUAGGUCACCGGUUAAACUCCCAGAAAGACCAAAUACUACUGAGGUGUCCCUGAGCUAGGCACCGUUCCCUACACUGCUCCCCGGGCGCCGUACAUACCGUAUGGCAGGCCCACUGCUCCUAACACUAUGAUGGGUCAAACGCAGAAUGUAAAUAUCCCCUCUGUGGGACCAUUAAGGGUAUCUUUCUUCUUUCUUGCUGCUCCAUAAACUAACCUCUAGUGGAGGGAUGUGAGAGCAGCGAUGCACUGACUCUGUGGAGCCAUGACUGUACUGUAUGUAUAUUAUUGAUGAGGGCAUGUGGAAACACUGGCCUGUAUACAAACUGCACUACUCACACUGCUUUGGGGGUAUUUCCAGUCCUUUUUAAGCUAUCAGAAGUUAUAUUAUUUAUACAUUAUGUAACAUAAACAUAGACAGAAGUGGAAGGGAGAGGCGGUCAUUUUUGACUUAAUUUAUUAAAGAUGUUAUUUCUAUCAGAAUAUCUGUUUCUCUUCAUUUCCUUAAUAUGUAAUUCAUUUCAGUUCUGUAUAGCAACAUUACGGUUUAAAGCUCCACAAAUUAAUGUUUCUCUGUAAAACUAUGGAUGUUAUGUCUACAUGUAAUAUGGAAGCACUUACUCAUAGUGACAAACCAACAUAAAAUGAAUACCUGACUCUAAACUUGACAUCAGCACCAACUCACGUGCCUUUUAGCCUCCUUUAGCUCGAUGAUUUGGUUCUAUGUACAACAUUUAGCAUCUGGCAAGAUAAUGUGCCAGCUAUUUUUUUCAGGGUUUUUUAAACACAAAAGCGAAGUUAAAUAUGAAGUUAUUAUUGGACAUUUAGCUGGUGUCAAGAAGCACCAGUAACUCAAAAUUGACAGUGUGUUUCUGCAACCAAACAGGCUGUACCUACAAUAGCUUUAAGCUAGCUAGCAAUGGACGCACCAACAGUGUGUUUGUGUUCAGACAAACUCUGACUGAACUCUCCAGAAACUUUGCUUAUUUCUGUAUUUAUUUAGUUUCCUCUUCCCUCUGAAUGUUUAUGAAGCUUAUUCACAAAGCCCAGGUAGUCACACAAUUGUUUGUGUCUAAUCAUGUCUUUCCAUUGAGUUUGUAUUCAAUGGAAAAGACAAUCUGUAUAAUAACCUAUUCUGCAUGUUAUAUGUGAACUCAGUCAGGGACCAAGGUUUAAAGUAGGCCUAUAGUGACAAAGAAACUUUACAGAGACUUGUUGGUGGCUUUACAAUUUAAUAUAAAAUCCUAAACACUGAAAUGACUGUACAUACAUAUAUACAAAUAGAUAUUCAAAUAUGAGGUUUGUAAACAUAUCCCUGUUGGUGCUGAUAACACACCCAACUUCAGUGGCGAAAAGAUAAAGGCUUGCACUGGUCCGUUUGAACUGCUUCCAGCUGUCUUUGUUAUUUUUCUUUAAAAAAGGAGAAGAAUCCUUUCCCUGCUUCUCCCUUCAAUCUCAACGAUUUGCUUCUUUGUAAUCCCACUGCAUUGUCUUUCUCUCGCUCUUUUUCUCUCUGCCUCUCUUCCUCCCUUUGCAGCACCUGUUGAUU